AUGGCCAAAGAUAGGGGAUUGAGGGCAGGAUUGAAGAAGGGCAAAUCACAGCUGAAAGUUGAUGCACUCCAAAUGAAACCUUUAGAGCUGCAAGGGAGCAUUCAGUGGAAAUACAUGGAGAAGUAUCAGAUAAUUACUGCAAGCUUUUCCUCCUCAACAUUGAGAUGCAUGCUUCUUCACUUGGCUGAUGGGCAACAAGUACUGGGGAUGCUUACUGCAGAGUAUGAAACAAUGACUACUAUGCAGGAAGAAGUGAGACACAUACAAGUCAAUAGUGAUGCUUGUAAUGAGGAGUUUCGGCACACAAUUCUUGGAACUUUGGAGGAAAUGAGGCUCAUGGUGAAGAGCAUCAUGGACAUGAUCACUCAUAGAGCAACCAAUGAUGAUCUGGAUAGUGCAAAAAUUGUCGACACAGGUGAGACACAAUUACAUGUCACUUGUCCAUGGUGCAAUGCAGUCCUUGGCCUUUUGAAUCUUCUCCUUGAGACUACACUCAGAAAGUUGACCUGUCCCACCAUUCCCUCCAAUAUCUGUACCAUCUGUAAAAAAUUUAACUUGGACCCAGUUACUCAAACAUUUGCCACCUGCACAAGAAAGGGUGAAGGUGGAAAAAUGUGGAUGUUGAUGUUAAGUUGGCCUGGUAUAGAGGAAGCCAUGGACUAUGGAACGAUGAUGAACAAGAAGUAUCACAUGUGGGAUAUUAAGGAUGGCACUGCGAUGCAGGAGAUCCUUGGCACUGACAGAAAACCAUUCUUGGAUGGGCUGAAGAGGCAGGAUCUCAGAUUAGCAUGGAGUCUUUCAGUGGACUGGUUUAACCCUCAUGGAAAUAAGACUUCUGGCAAGAAAAAAUCGGUUGGUGAACAUAGGGCAGCUGCAGAAGAAUGGAAAAGUGCAGAGACAAAGUCAGAACAUGACAAAGUAUUUAAACAACACAGAGGACUUGAUUAUCAUCGACAAACAGGCUGGCAGGACGAUCAGGGCGAUCAGGAAGCCAGAUAA
Suillus subaureus is the source of this 999-nucleotide messenger RNA. RefSeq lists its product as uncharacterized. The transcript has 8 exons. Lineage: Eukaryota; Fungi; Basidiomycota; Agaricomycetes; Boletales; Suillaceae. The record is from RefSeq and is a predicted model, not a curated record. Bases 1 to 999 code for a protein of 332 amino acids.